Falco peregrinus (peregrine falcon) is the source of this 1915-nucleotide messenger RNA. It is a transcript of the gene SNN, whose product is annotated as stannin. Gene Ontology annotation, cellular component: mitochondrial outer membrane. The transcript has 3 exons. Bases 459 to 719 code for a protein of 86 amino acids. The record is from RefSeq and is a predicted model, not a curated record. NCBI's taxonomy places the organism in Eukaryota, Metazoa, Chordata, Aves, Falconiformes, Falconidae.
CCCGGCCGUCAGCUGUUGCUGGCUGGGCCCUGCGCGCCGGGAGCCGAUUGGCCGCCGCGCGGCACCGCCCGGCCCCGAUAUAAGGCGGCGCGGGCGGGGAAAGAGCUGUCGCGCCUGCGGUGGUGUCGGUGGGUGAGGGGCAGCGGAUCGCCCCAGGCCGUCCCGGCCAGGAGCUGGUGGUCCCGUCCUCGUGUAACUCCGGGAAGCCAGGAGCAAGAGGGACUCGCUCGGGAUGCAGAGCGUCGGGGGACUGAUGUGAUCCGUCGCCACAGGGGAGGCCUGCCAGAUGAAAUCCAAAAGCAGUGUGACCUUCGCUUUUCUAGUAAGGUGAUCGUGAAGUCGAGUGUGGACCCCUGGCCGGGCCUCUGACCCACUGCCCCAGGAGUCUGAAGAUGCAGCAAGCCUUGUAGUGAGGACAAAAUUUCCUUAAAGAAGUCAGACAACCUGAAAUACUGACCAUGUCUAUGGAUCAUAGCCCCACCACUGGAGUGGUGACUGUUAUUGUUAUUUUGAUUGCUAUAGCGGCUCUUGGUGCCUUGAUACUGGGCUGCUGGUGUUACCUGCGUCUGCAGAGGAUCAGCCAGUCUGAAGAUGAGGAAAGCAUUGUGGGUGAAGGAGAAACCAAAGAGCCCUUUCUUCUGGUGCAGUACUCUGCUAAAGGACCUUGUGUAGAGAGGAAAGCUAAGCUAACUCCAAAUGGCACAGAAGUACAUAGCUAACCUGGAGCAACAGAUGUAUAUGGACUAUGCUUAUGAUAUGUGUAACCAACAGAAGAAUCUCUAUACUGUGAAGAACCUGGUCACAGGCAUGCUACUCAUCAGAAAACACCUUGAUGAGGAUUAAAUAAGCUGCAACUGCAUGCACUGAGAAGUUGCACUUUGGAUCAACUGUGUAUCCUAAUUCCUCUAUGACAGGAGCUGACUCACCUGGCAUAAUGUCCAUUGCUGGCAGUGGACACAGGGAUAUACUGGUGUGAAGAGACUACUAACAUUUUUUGUUACUUGAAUGUUUAGCUGAGCCUAUUUUGAUGGAGCUACUACUGUAAUGUGAACUACUUUACAACUGUGAACUGUAAAUAGGCUGCCAGAAGCUUUUUGCUUUGUGUUCCACAGCAUAUGGGAAUAAUAUGAUGCAACUGUGUAUAACCCAUAAGAGGACUUCUGAAUCGCAACUGUAGAUGAGGUUCCAGACCUUCAAAACCAAAUCUGCAGUUAAAGCUUGCUUUGGCUACUAACUUGAGUGUACAGCCAUCAAGUCAGACCUCCUACUCUUAACAGUUUAUUGGACUGAUGCAGAAUACUUCUGAAAAGAAGGUAUAAGCCUUCAGUAUUGCUGAGGGAGGAAACAAAGGAGCUACAAGAAAGGAAGUGAUUUCCUUUAGUUGCAGCUAUGUGGAUUAAGCUUUUGGCUGCUAAAACGGUUCUCUAUGUAGCUACUGCAAGGAAACUGCCGUUUUGAUGGAUUCCAACCUGGGAACUAAUGAUGGAUACUGAACCCUCAAGGAUGGUCCAGAAGGUUUCCAGGACUUUGAAGUGGCAGUAGAGCAGGCUGUUCUCUUCUGUAGGUCUGCAUGCUGAAACUGCAGAAGUGGUUACUUAUUAAAACUGAUUAAGUGCAACUAGUAUGAUUAUUUUUUUUCCUAGAACCCCCUGUUUGGGUAUUUAAGAGUUAGGGUAUAUGUUAACAGCCUGUUGUAAAAAGGCAUUUUAGUCUACAGACAAACCGUAAACUAUAGAAUUCAGUUAAUGUAUCUUAUAGAUAAUGCUCUUGAUUUAACUGUUACUACUACAAGAUAAGUUUCAGUCUUUCCUACAAAAACACAUGUUGAUAGGGGCAAGGGAGAUUGCUGGUCAGUUUGUAGUUCUUGGCUAGCAAUGGUGAAAGCCUUCCAAAUGAGGACAUACCUUCCAUUUCC